CUUAUUAUUUGACUGUUGGCUGGCUUUAAGUUUCUUCCUCUUCGCCAUUCUCUUGAAUCUCCUCUGAUAUCUCUCUCUCUCUCUCCCUCCCCCACCUCAGUUCUCUUUCUAGCUAACAUAGCAUACAUUCUUUCUCCUCAAACUUAGUUAAAAACAAAAUGGCAAUUUGCGGUUCCUCAAGAUCUCUCCUCGGAUUUUUUGUUGUUUUCUCUCUUGUUUUCCUGAUUUUUUCGCCUUCUGCUCGGGCUCAGUCUCAGGCUCAGGCUCCUGCUCCUGCUCCUACCAGCGAUGGGACUUCUAUAGAUCAAGGAAUCGCCUACAUUUUGAUGCUGGUUGCCCUGGUGCUCACAUACCUUAUUCAUCCACUAGAUGCUUCCUCCUACAGCUUCUUCUGAAUUUGCUUUUAGAACCUCUUUUAUUUUAUUUAUUUACUAGUAUUGUACUAAAACUUUUUAAGGAUUUCAUUUAAAUUUGAGGAUGAUUACUUGUA
Messenger RNA from Manihot esculenta (cassava), 490 nucleotides. Its product is annotated as arabinogalactan protein 16. Lineage: Eukaryota; Viridiplantae; Streptophyta; Magnoliopsida; Malpighiales; Euphorbiaceae. The coding region runs from base 159 to 395 and encodes 78 amino acids. The transcript has 2 exons. The record is from RefSeq and is a predicted model, not a curated record.